Molecule: messenger RNA, 1533 nt
Organism: Priapulus caudatus
Lineage: Eukaryota; Metazoa; Priapulida; Priapulimorpha; Priapulimorphida; Priapulidae
Product: splicing factor 45-like
Exons: 11
Coding region: 177-1250 (357 amino acids)
Biological process (GO): mRNA cis splicing, via spliceosome; alternative mRNA splicing, via spliceosome
Cellular component (GO): precatalytic spliceosome
Molecular function (GO): nucleic acid binding
Source: RefSeq, a predicted model, not a curated record
GGAGCGAGUACCAGUCUAGUCUACACCAAGGAGCUUGUUGUAUGUUGUACAUGUUAUUUGAGUUCAUUACGUGUGAAAAUGACAGAUCAAAGUAAACUAUAAAAAUAGAGUUUGCAAUAGCUGAAGGAGUCCACAUCUACAGCCAUUAAGCGUCUACUCGGACACAUGUUUGGGCGAUGUCGCUGUAUGACGGUUUAGAGUUGGACACGAAAAGCAGUAGUAAGGAUGUCGCUGGUUGGUCAUCAAGCAUCAAGCUGCUACAGUCUCAUCUACAGGUCAAGAAAAAUGUUCUUACACAAGCCAAGAAAGAAAAGGAGAGGCAGAGCAAAGCGGUUACCCUAGCACCGGUUGUUGAUCUGUCACGCCAGAACUCUCAGCCGGAUCCAGACAUUGACAUUCUUCCACCUUUGCAGCUGUCAUUCAACCAGGAGGCACGUGGCUUGAUGUGUGCGGCGUCCGAGGACAGUCUGGACGUUGCUAACGAGUAUGAUCCGCUCUGGCCUAACGACUAUGAGAAGCUGGUGAAGGAGAGGAAGGAGAAUCGAGAGAGGGCGCGAGAGGAGGACCUUCGGAAGCGGGAAAUGGACGAAAGAGACAGUAGAAGACGGAGAGACCGCUACGAUAGGAACGAGACUAGAAGUGACCGGAGAGAGCGAGAUUUCUCCCCUCCGCGGGAGCGAGACGGUUUCAGCAGGAGGCGGGACGAAGAAGAGGACUAUGAUCGAGAGAGACCCUCGCGGGCGGGUGGAGGAGCUGCCAUCGCACCUCCUCCCUCCCUGGUGGAGGAUGUCAAAUCUUCUGCCGGAGCGAUGGCAGACGAUACGAGAUCUGGCGGCAAGGUGGCGCCCUUGUUAGGCAUGCUAGGGGGUUCUGUGGCGGCCCGCAUCAUGGCCAAGUAUGGGUUUCGUGAGGGCCAAGGUCUGGGCAAGCAGGAGCAGGGCAUGAGCCAGGCCCUGCAGGUGGAGAAGACUAGCAAGCGUGGUGGCAAGAUCAUUCACGAGCGAGACAUACCCAAAGACAACAGCGAAGAACGGCGGCCAAAUAUGGCAACACGUGAUCCACAGUGUUUAAUUUUUGAGAUUCCCAACACAACGGAUGACGAAGCGGUGCGGAUAUUUCUGGAAUUUGAACGGAUCGAGUCUGCAACCAAAGCUGUCAUCGACCUGAACGGGCGAUUUUUCGGCGGCCGCGUCGUCAAGGCUGGCUUCUACAACCUCGACAAGUUCCGUGCAUUCAAGCUAACCGAAUGAGACAACGCCUCAUUCCAGCUACACGUGUAAAUACUUUUGAAUAACGCUUCCUUUGCUCUCGCCCAACGCGCUGAAUUAUGUCGCGGACUGUGUCGUUUCAAGUUGUCAUAGUUGUUUGUCUCGUGAUGUGAGUUUGUCUACUGAGGUUAAGAUGAGCUGUAAGUAAUAGCCUGCCAGACCACCCCAUCAAUGGAUGGCAGGAGGUAGACCACACUGGAUGCAGAUUCCAGGCUAUGCUGUAAACUGUGUUCGCUAGAGAUAGUAAACUCUUUAUGUAUCGUCA